This is a messenger RNA of Drosophila grimshawi, 1377 nucleotides long. Its product is annotated as queuine tRNA-ribosyltransferase accessory subunit 2. The record is from RefSeq and is a predicted model, not a curated record. Gene Ontology annotation, molecular function: tRNA-guanosine(34) queuine transglycosylase activity. The coding region runs from base 58 to 1317 and encodes 419 amino acids. Lineage: Eukaryota; Metazoa; Arthropoda; Insecta; Diptera; Drosophilidae. The transcript is spliced from 2 exons.
UACCUAUCGAGCGCAAAACGUGCACGAAUAGCAAAUAAAAACAAACUAGCCACCAAAAUGAAAUUUGUUAUAAAAAGUAUUAGUAAAAACUCUGGUCGCCUGGGCCAACUACGAAUUGGGAAGGAGAGCAAUGAACUGCAAACACCGCUGCUAAUGCAGACAACAAAAGGCGGCAGCAUACCCUAUCUCAGUGGCGAUGUCUUCGAUUCGGUCUGCAAGGGACAACAACAACAACAACUGCUCCAACUUACUUUAUCAACCAUGGAUCAAAUGGCCGAAUCCCUCGUCCAGUGGAAUCGCAGCCUGAGCGAAUAUGUUGGCUUGCCUGGUCAUGCCACAGUGUUGCUAUUGCGGGAUCCAUGCGAGACGACACCAGCCGGUGGCAAUGAUCGAGAUGUGGUGCCUCUGUUUACGCGUCGCGGCAAGGAAUCCCUGACAGCGACACGUUACCUGGAAUUGGUGUCGAGUUUUGCGCCCGACGUUUAUCAGGGUCUGUGCGAUGCGGAUACCAACCCCGACAGCACCAAGAAACGUGUACAAAAAUCAGUGGAUCGCACCGAACGCUUCAUGGAGCAGUGCUAUGAGCGGCGCGUGGAGAACUCCACGUUGCUUGCACCCAUUGUGGGUGGCUACAACACCUUCGCGCGCACACAAUCGAUUAAACAUGCCCGCCAGCAGCCAGCAGGCAGCUAUGGUGGCUACAUACUCGAAGGAUUCCAUUCGAAUGGCUUGGCUGCCACCGAGCUGAAGGCGACACAAUUGCUGCCCAUUGUAGAGCACUGUGUGCAACAGCUGGAGGAGGAGCAGCCGCGUCUGAUGCCAGGUGCCUAUACGCCACUGUUGAUGCUGGAGCUGAUACGCCAAGGCAUCGAUAUAUUCGACACAUCCUAUGCCUACUGUGCGGCUGUCAAUUACAAAGCGCUCAGUUUUAGCUACAAGCUGGAUGAGAUUAGGCCGGACGAUGAGCACACGCCUUUGCUGGACAUGACGGCCGAGGAGUACAAGGAGCAGUUUAAGCCACUGCUAAGCGGCUGCACUUGUUUGGCCUGCGAGAAACAUACGCGUGCCUAUCACCAUCAUCUGUACAAGACACACGAGCUGCUGGGUCCCAUUCUGCUAAUGAUCCACAAUUUGCACCAUUUAAUGGGCUUCUUUGAUGUAAUACGGGCAAGCAUUGGAACAGAUCAGUUGCCCGCUCUGCUGGAGCAUCUGCGAAUGCAGAAUACAUCAACCGAGAUCAAUUAUCGCAUCGAACCCAACAACAAGAUUGUGACAAAGGCGGCAAUGGGCAAAGGAUUCAUUGCGCCCGCAGUUUGAAAUUUGUACAUUUUUGUCUAUAAUAAAACUUAAGAAAAAGAGCGUACUUUUUUAGUCUAA